Molecule: messenger RNA, 1678 nt
Organism: Olea europaea var. sylvestris
Lineage: Eukaryota; Viridiplantae; Streptophyta; Magnoliopsida; Lamiales; Oleaceae
Product: F-box/LRR-repeat protein At4g14103-like
Exons: 4
Coding region: 117-1514 (465 amino acids)
Molecular function (GO): protein binding
Source: RefSeq, a predicted model, not a curated record
UUUUGACUAUUUUUUAGCUGUAUAUAUUGAUUAGUGCUAACGACUGCUUUUCCUUUACUCACAGAGCCUUUUUUUAGGCACUCACAGUGCUUGUUUAAGAACAUCAGAACCUCUUUAUGGCGAACUUGAUAGUAUUGAAGAGCGAAGAGCAACAAAGGCUUUCUAAAUUAAAGAAAGAAGAUAGAAGGGAAGAUCUGAUUAGCAUAUUGCCUAAUGCAAUUCUCCAGCAUAUCCUCUCCUUCCUUCCCACCAAAGAUAUUAUACGAACAUCGAUACUAUGCAAGAGAUGGAAAAACCUCUGGACUUCAAUUUCCAACAUUGAUUUAUGGGAUUCAAUUGACAUAACAAAGAGUGAUUACUUAAAGCGUCGGGCUUCCUUCUUGGAUUCUGUGGAAAGAAUACUUCUCCAGCACGAUGAUUCAAACAUCGAAAGGCUGCGUCUUUCAUUUAAAAUGCCGGUGAAUCCUACCCGUGUUUAUUCAUGGAUUUCAGUUGCUAUAAAACAUAAUAUUAGAAAGCUUGAUGUUUCCCUACCUUUAGGAUGCAUAUAUUCUUUACCUUGUGACCUUUUUACUUGUGAAUCCCUUACCGAAUUAAGACUAUAUAUGGCCUGCUUUUUCAAUCCGAGUUUAAUUCAUUGGCCAAAUUUAAAAGAACUGCAUCUUUCCCAAGCAACCAUUUUCAACAGAAGUUCUACACAGUUUUUCUCAAGCAUCCCAUUGCUUCAAAACUUGGUGUUGGUGAAUUGUGAAUGGGAAAACAUUAGGCGUCUCAGCAUUUCGGUUCCCAAUUUGAGAUGCCUGAUUUUUAAGCAGUGUUCAGAUCCCGAGGAUCUACUUGAUUGUGAGAUAGUAGUUCGUGUUUCAAAUCUUGUUUACUUGAAUUGUAUAAGUAACUUCUCAGUUAAUCUUCUAGUAUCUGCAUGUUUACUGGAGAAUGCAUCUAUUGACGUUUUUAAUUACGAAGAAGCAGAGGAAGAAGUUAGCGGCCGUAGCAUCAGAAUGCUUAACGGAAUCAAGAGCGUUAGAUCAUUGACUAUAUCUCAUGACUCACUUGCGAGUCUUUCUGGAGUAAGAGAUUUAUCUGAUGUGCCUGUUUUUCAAAAUUUGAUCCAUUUGAAAGUAGUUCGUGAAAUGUCUAGAGACACAAUAGAUAUUUUAUUGGACAUGAUGCAGAGAACACCAAAUCUUAGAAUCCUUGAAAUUGCAGAGGGACUCAUUCAGGACGCAGAAUUCAUUUUACAUGAAGACGAUCUAAAUUUUGAAACAAUUCCUUGCUGUUUGAGAUCCCAUCUCAAGGUCAUUAGCAUGAAGGCUAUCUAUGGGCAAGAAGCUCCAAUACAUCUGCUAAAACAUUUCUUGAAGCAUUCAGCUGAUAUUCAAAGGGUGGUGGUACAUUAUCCGAACUAUACAUCAGACUAUAUGGGAAAGCGAGAGAAAUUCGAGAACCAGCUACUCAUGCUCCCUAGAAUCUCAGAAAACUGUGUCAUCGAAGUCUUGGACCAGCCUCUAUAAGUUACUUUGCUUUAAGAUUUGAUGAAGUGGAAGACAUUAUGUAGCGUGUAUUUCUAUCUUUUACUUUGCAUUUUUAGCUAUUAUUACCAUUCUAGAAUUUUUAAUUCAUUUGCUUUGUGUCUCGUACAUUGAAUGCUGUUAAUAAAUGUCCAAUUCCAACUUUC